Hypoxylon trugodes is the source of this 1810-nucleotide messenger RNA. RefSeq names its product 3-deoxy-7-phosphoheptulonate synthase. The record is from RefSeq and is a predicted model, not a curated record. The transcript is spliced from 5 exons. Bases 341 to 1468 code for a protein of 375 amino acids. Gene Ontology annotation, biological process: aromatic amino acid biosynthetic process. Gene Ontology annotation, molecular function: 3-deoxy-7-phosphoheptulonate synthase activity. Lineage: Eukaryota; Fungi; Ascomycota; Sordariomycetes; Xylariales; Hypoxylaceae. Gene Ontology annotation, cellular component: cytoplasm.
AUUGGAUGUUCUUGACUUGUUGAAGUACAGAUGUGCAUGUAGUGGUAAUAGGUACAUGCAUACAUUGCAGUAGGUAGGAUGGACACCCCUGCUAAAGACCUUUUUUUUUUCUCGAACCCCGCCAUCGGAGGCAGUCAAAGUUGGUAAAGUUCGUAAGAAGUGAAUCUUCAAAAGGUCAACGGUCCACCUUCUUGCGACUUCUUUGCGACUUGCGACAGACGCCGAAUUCUCAUAUUGUGUCAUUAGUUUAACCGAUUGACUAUUGGCUCAAUUAGUUUCUCAAAUCUUGCCACCUUAAACAGAAAUAUUAAGAGACGAUAAUCGGUCAAGUUAGCCCAUCAUGUCUAGCUUCUACAUUGAGAACAAGAACGUCGGCAACAAGGCCGAUAGCGAGGAUUGGAGAAUUCGUGGUUACAAUCCUCUGACGCCGCCCGACCUACUCCAACAUGAGAUCCCCCAAACACCCUUCUCGAAGAAAACGGUCCUCGAAAGCCGCGAAGAGGUGGUACAGGUAGUCAAUGGCACUGAUGGAAAACAAAGACUCCUAGUCAUCAUUGGCCCCUGUUCUAUUCACGACCCCGAAGCGGCCCUCAAAUACUGCGACAUGCUGUUGAAAGAGAAGGAGAAGCACAAGGACGAGCUCCUCAUUGUCAUGAGAGCUUACCUUGAGAAGCCGAGAACCACAGUUGGCUGGAAGGGUCUAAUCAAUGACCCGGAUAUUGAUAACAGCUUCAACAUUAACAAGGGUCUGCGUAUGUCGAGACAACUCUUUGUCGAUCUUACCGACAAGGGGAUGCCGAUUGCUAGUGAAAUGCUAGAUACCAUCUCUCCUCAGUUCCUAGCGGACGUACUGUCGGCUGGAGCAGUCGGUGCGCGAACAACUGAGAGUCAAUUGCAUCGGGAGCUGGCGAGUGGUCUCUCGUUCCCGGUGGGAUUCAAAAACGGUACGGACGGAACGCUAAGUGUCGCGAUCGAUGCUAUCGGCGCGGUUAGACAUCCUCACCACUUCUUAUCAGUCACCAAGCCCGGUGUUGUAGCUAUCGUCGGCACCGUUGGUAACGAUGACUGCUAUGUCAUCCUUCGAGGUGGAAGUCGUGGUACCAACUACGACGCGAAGAGCAUCGCAGAUGCCAAGGCAGCCCUAACCAAGUCAGGAGUCCGAGAACGGCUUAUGGUUGACUGCAGCCAUGGCAACUCGUUAAAGAACCACAAGAAUCAGCCCAAGGUCGCCGCCGAAUUAGCAGACCAGAUCUCCAAGGGAGAGACAGCUAUUAUGGGCGUAAUGAUUGAGAGUAAUAUCAACGAGGGUUCCCAGAAGGUACCGAAAGAAGGAAAGGCCGGUCUUCAGUAUGGUGUCAGUAUCACAGAUGCUUGCAUCGGAUGGGAAGACACCGUAUCCGUGCUUGACAACCUCGCGAAUGCCGUCAAGCAACGAAGAAAGGUGUUAGGCAUGAAUGGCGUUCAUUGAGCAAAUAGCCAUUGAGGGGCCGUCGUUUGCGAAGUACGAAGGAGGCAAAAAUAGUUUUCGCAAUUUGUAACAAAAGGUUUGGAAUUUGAUGAUAUCCGGUUCGCGAAAAAGGGGGAAACUAAAAAUUCAGCAUUGCAUUACAGCAUCCGAAGUCAUAUACUUCUCAUGCGUUUUGUGAAGUAGGAGGGGAAAAUAGAUUCGUCUCUACUGUGAAACAUGAUUCCCUAAUUUAAAAAGGAUAUACUUCUUUAUGUUAUACAACAUGAAAGGUGACACCUUAGAAACUUGUUUUUUUGUCCUUACAAAUCGCGAAUAGUUGUAUGGUGUUUUGUAAAGUCCCAG